UGCAAUAAUACCAACCAAUGGAAACACGUCUCGAACAGCAGUCUCUUACCGCUACACACCCACAAUACUUUUGUGUCAACCACUUCGCGGGAGUUGUCACAACAGCAGCGGUCGUCUCUUUAAAAAACUAGAGAAACAACUAAACGGGAGAAUAGGCAACCAUGACUGAAAGAAAGGCAGUGAUCAAAAAUGCCGACAUGUCGGAGGACAUGCAGCAGGACGCCGUGGAGUGUGCCACACAGGCCCUGGAGAAGUACAACAUCGAGAAAGAUAUCGCUGCAUUCAUCAAAAAGGAGUUUGACAAGAAAUACAACCCAACCUGGCACUGCAUUGUCGGGAGGAACUUUGGCAGUUACGUGACUCACGAGACCAAGCAUUUCAUCUACUUCUACUUGGGUCAGGUGGCCAUUCUGCUGUUCAAAUCCGGCUGAGGGAAGGCAUUUCCUCCACACCAGCUGACCAUACGUACAGUACUGACUGACUCGACAAAGGCACUUAUCAUUCCUUGGCAAAGGGCCGCUGCCUUUUUCUGUGCUGCUUUCUACUUUGUUCUGUUUUUGAGGAUAUAAAAAAAACAAAAAAAAACGUGGCCAUGUUAAAGAGAUGAAACACUUGUAUUUAUUUUUGUCUUGUUACAUUAGACAUGUCAUUUUUUUAAUUAAAGCGUAGCUGUUAAGCUGUCUGGGUCCAA
Molecule: messenger RNA, 691 nt
Organism: Sebastes umbrosus (honeycomb rockfish)
Lineage: Eukaryota; Metazoa; Chordata; Actinopteri; Perciformes; Sebastidae
Gene: dynll1
Product: dynein, light chain, LC8-type 1
Exons: 3
Coding region: 162-431 (89 amino acids)
Biological process (GO): microtubule-based process; cilium assembly
Cellular component (GO): cytoplasmic dynein complex
Molecular function (GO): dynein intermediate chain binding; dynein light intermediate chain binding
Source: RefSeq, a predicted model, not a curated record